AGUACUCCGUGGGUAGCAAGUGUCAGCAUUAUUUCUAUAUACAAUACUUCGUACUUCGUGCUUCAUGCUCGCGAUGAAAGAGCAGUGAUAAGAAGAUGGAAAAUCUAUCACUGUUUCCUCAGGCUGCAAAAGUAGGCCUAGGAAGUAAUCUUACGGAGUACCGAGGUCCGAUUACAGUACAUACACCAAGGUCGUAGGGACAGCGGCGGGCAUGCCGGAUGGCAGUUCAGUACUGGUACCCUGUACCCAUCCGUUACUUCAUGAAGAAAUACAAAAACAAGUGGAGCUAGCGGCCUUAAGGUGGUGGAAAUGGAUGGCUGCCAUCAAGCCAGUGCCCCACGAAACUCUAGCCAGGGACCAUUCAGGCUCUAGGCCUCCGCACCAGCACAGCACUGAUCACCUCUGCCGACAUCGAGUACCACAUUUAAUAUUGGCAAGAGUGGGCUAAGUGGACAAAGUCGACAUUUUUCGCCUACGGGGGCUCUUCAGUACCGGAAAUGUCAUGGCAUGGCAUCAUGGCGGAGAACAUCGCCAUCUGGGAGAGAUCAUGGCUCUCGGUUCGAACCGAGGAUCGAGGUGCCAAGUACCCCAAUCAAUGGUAGACUCUACUCGAGUAGUGCCUACGAGUACUCGAGUACACUAUCGGGACAUGAGCAGAGUGUGAUUUAUUCAUCCUCGACCUUUACAUUCUUCCACCAAUCCACCACCGACAAAUAAGCUCACCAUUAUGGGACAUUACCGCUGCAUACCCAUCCUAACCACUUACUACUGCAGUCCAUAUAUUACAGUUUUCAGAACGCAGUAAGCUCUUACACAGUGCCCCGUACAGAGUAUCCAUACGGUAGCGGUAACAUCGGAAUUGCACAAUGGACGUCCCAUCUCUCCUUCCCAACGUGGGCAAUUCCAGUUGGUUCCUGUGUGUCCUGGCCCCGUUGCUGACAUUGUACCUCAUCUCAACAUUUCGAGCAUGGUACCGCCUUAGACAAUUCAAGGGUCCUACACUUGCCGGUCUGACGCGCGUAUGGCUGGCCCGUCGUGUAUGGGGAGGGAGGAUGCACUUGGAUUUCCAUGAAGUCAAUCAAAAAUAUGGUAAGUCUAUCAUCCAUCGCUUAACCUGGCAGCACAGUAGAAUUACUAAUAAUUGACUGGCGAUAGGUUCAUUGGCAAGAGUUGGUCCAAAUGAUCUUGUGACCUGUGAUCCGGCUGUGAUGCGCCGGAUGCUAGCAGUGAGAUCUCCAUAUCGUCGUUCCGAAUGGUAUAUUGGAGUUCGAUUCGACCCUGAUCAGGAUAGUGUUGCUUCAACUCGAGAUGAAGAGCGUCAUUUGGAGUUGAGGGCCAUUAUGGCUGCUGGUGUAAGUCAUGAGAGUAUUCAAGUUUCUCCUCUCCCAAAAUGUUGACAUAUGGCAGUACGCAGGGAAAGGCAAUAACGACUUGGAAGGCACCAUAGAUAAAAAUAUUGCAAGUUUUGUAAAUCUCAUCCGGACCAAAUAUCUAUCGACCAACACGGAAAACAAGCCCCUGGACUUUGGGAGAAAAGUACAAUAUUUCACCCUGGAUGUGAUCUCGGAUCUUGCCUAUCGAGAACCUUUUGGAUACCUCGAUGCUGAUGUUGAUUUGCACGGCUACAUUCAGGAGGUGGAAAAGGUCUUUGCUUCGGGUUUGAUGGUUACGAUUUUUCCAUGGCUGAACUGGGUUUUGAGAUUGAGUAUUCUCAAAGCUGCCCUCCCUUCAGACAAGGAUCCUCUUGGCCUGGGAAAGAUUCUUGGGUAAGAGUCGCUUACUUCUUUCUGGAUGAAUUGAUCAACUGACUUGCUCAUCAGUAUCACAAAAGAUGUUGUCGCUCAGCGUUUUGGCUCUGAGAAGAAGGUUCAGCGUGAUAUGUUGGGUUCUUUUAUCGCUCAUGGACUUACUCAGAGAGAAGCCGAAGCAGAAACGAUUUUGCAAAUGUAAGAUACUUACCUGGAUCCAUAUUUGAGGGAAUAUCUUCAUCCACCUCUCUUCCUCUCCUUCCCAUCUAUUUUCAAGAGGGACCCCCUUCAUCUCAUCAUCCCAAUUUCCAAACAUACUAACACACCCCCAGCAUGGCCGGCUCAGACACAACCGCCACCGCAAUCCGCAGCACCUUCCUCUACAUCCUCACCCACCCACACACCCUCCACAAACUCCGCCACGAAUUCACCACCGCCUCCCCACCCAUCUCCACCCCCAUCACCAACCUAGAAGCCCAAUCCCUCCCCUACCUCCAAGCCGUCNCCCUCCACAAACUCCGCCACGAAUUCACCACCGCCUCCCCACCCAUCUCCACCCCCAUCACCAACCUAGAAGCCCAAUCCCUCCCCUACCUCCAAGCCGUCAUCCGAGAAGGCCUGCGCAUCUUCCCACCCGUCGUAGGACUCAUGUCCAAAGAGCUUCCCCCGGGCGGUGACACCAUCAACGGCCUCUUCGUGCCGGGCGGGACAAAGAUCGGCUAUGGUGCGUAUGGGAUUUACCGCGACAAGGGGUUCUGGGGCGAGGACGCGGAUAUCUUCAGGCCGGAGCGGUGGCUGGAGGUGAAUGAGGAGAGGAGACGGGAGAUGGAUGGGUGUUUGCAGUUGAUUUUUAGUUUUGGGAAGUAUCAGUGUAUGGGCCAGAAUUUGGCGAUGAUGGAGUUGAAUAAGGUCUUUGUGGAGGUAUGUUGUGUUUCUUCCUCCCCCCUUUUUCCCUUUCAUGUUAACUUCUCUCGCUUUGGACGCGUGCCAAAAAUAUGUGAUUGAGUGACUAACUGAUCUUUGAUGACAGCUUCUCCGCAACUUCGACUUCAAUAUCGUGAACCCCUUGAAUCCCAUACGAUCCAUCUGUCACGGAAUCUUCUUCCAAUCCGAGUUCUGGUUGACUGCUUUCGAGAGGAAGGAGUCUGAGUCAUGAGGCAGGCGCUUACUUCUUUACUCUCCCCUUUUAUCUGUCCUGUCCCGCAAUUUAAUGGGUUGGGACGUUGCGUAUUUAUUUUACUGGUUAUCCUCACGGACAGUACCCUUAUAUUUUUUUACUUUGGAACCUCUGUUUCAGUUUUCGGGUUUGGAUAAAAGUCGAUUGUUUUUUUUUUUCGUUGGAGGAGAGGGGGUUUUUGACUGUAUGUACGUACCUUACGUACCUUGGUGUGGUGAU
Messenger RNA from Hymenoscyphus albidus, 3144 nucleotides. The record is from the annotation of a GenBank genome assembly. NCBI's taxonomy places the organism in Eukaryota, Fungi, Ascomycota, Leotiomycetes, Helotiales, Helotiaceae.